This is a messenger RNA of Macrosiphum euphorbiae (potato aphid), 1605 nucleotides long. The record is from the annotation of a GenBank genome assembly. Lineage: Eukaryota; Metazoa; Arthropoda; Insecta; Hemiptera; Aphididae.
AUGGAGUUGGAGACGUUGAUGGAGGAAGGGGCCUCGCCCGGUCCAGGUAGCCGAGAAGGCGACGCGCCGACGGCGGACGACGGCACUCGCGCAUCGCUCUCCAACGGGGACAAAGCUCCUCAUCGCCAUCGACAACAACAACAACAACAACAGCCACAACAAGGACAAGAACAACUAAACUCGGCCGCCGCCAUGAAAUCGAAUUCCGAGCGUCCGAGCAGCUCGCUCAACCUUUACCUGGCUGCAUGCACGGUGAACAUGGGCGCGCUGGUCGCAGGUUGCGCACUGACGUGGUCGUCGCCAACUCUGGUGAAGCUUGAAAACGGCGACACCGGCAUGAAGAUCUCAAGCGACCAAUCCUCCUGGGUGGGCUCGCUGGUGACGUUGGGCGCGGCCAUCGGACCGAUACUCGCCGGAGUCCUGCUGGACCGGUUGGGUCGCAAGAACACGAUCCUCUUGAGCAUGAUACUGUCGGCCAUCUCUUGGAUCAUCAUCGGCGUGGUGCCCGGUAUCUUGUCGCUGUAUGUGGCCCGGGUGUUGGCUGGUGUCGCCGUCGGUAUCAUUUUUACCGCCGUGCCAAUGUACAUCGCAGAAAUAGCUGAGAUGCGUUUGAGAUCGUCGUUGGGCACACUGAUGCAGUUCUUCUUGGUCGUCGGAUUUUUGCUCGAAUACAUUGUCGGACCGUACACUUCAUACCUGACUUUAGUCAUCGUGUCCCUGGCGACACCCGUCCUGUGUUUCGGCAUGUUCGUGUGGAUGCCGGACUCGCCACAGUCGCUGUUGAUACGGCCCGGGGGAGAGCAGAAGGCCAUGGAAUCGUUGAGGUGGUUGCGAGGUAACCCACAAGAGACAGCUCUGAUCAAAGAGCUCGAAGAGAUCAAGAAAUCCGUUGACGAGGCGAAGAAACAAAAGUCCGGUUUCGGCGAACUUUUCUCCAACAGAGGUAACAUAAAGGCGGUAAUCAUAUCCUGUGCCAUGGUAGCUUGGCAGCAGCUCAGCGGCAUCAACGUGGUGUUGCUGUACAGCGAGAAAAUUUUCUUGAAAACUGGCGUCGAACUGUCUGCCAGCGUGUCCACAAUAAUCGUCGGGACUGUGAUGUUGCUCGCUGCCGGUCUGACGCCGACAUUGGCAAAGAUAACUACCAUGAGAAUGCUGCUGUACAUUUCGGCAAUCGGAAUGGCAAUUACUGACGGAACCCUUGGCCUGUUUUUCUACUUACAAGAAUCAGGAAGUGAUGUGAGCUCUAUCGGAUGGUUACCGGUCACAAGUUUGGUGCUUUUCAUUAUCACUUAUUGUCUUGGUUUCGGUCCGCUGCCAUGGGCUAUUAUGGGAGAGAUAUUCCCGACCAAUCUUAAGUCUGGGGCUUCGGCUUUAACGGCCAGUUUCUGCUGGCUUCUGGGCUUCAUAUUGACGAAGUUGUUUAGCACGGUGUCCAAUGCCAUCGGCAUAUAUUCUGUAUUUUGGAUAUUUGCCGUGUGCUGUAUAUUUGCGCUGUUGUUUACGGCGUUUUUGUUGCCACAAACCGAAGGCAAGACACUUCAAGAAAUCCAGGACAUACUGCACGGCAGAAACAAGUCCUCGAACCACAAAAUGACCAGAGCAUGA